Sabethes cyaneus is the source of this 643-nucleotide messenger RNA. RefSeq names its product dnaJ homolog subfamily C member 24-like. Lineage: Eukaryota; Metazoa; Arthropoda; Insecta; Diptera; Culicidae. The record is from RefSeq and is a predicted model, not a curated record. Gene Ontology annotation, molecular function: ATPase activator activity; ferrous iron binding. Gene Ontology annotation, biological process: positive regulation of ATP-dependent activity. The transcript has 2 exons. The coding region runs from base 164 to 643 and encodes 159 amino acids.
AAAAGCAGCAUGUGUUUGGAGUUUACCGGAACGAGAUAAAGAUUUCACGCUAGAAUUUGGUUGGUAAGCUACUCACUGGUUUCUUUUUGAUUUCGAUUCGACGUGCUCUGCACAGAAAUAUUAACACAAAAACAUCGCCGAUUCGACCGGUGAGUGCUAUGUAAUGUCAUCCGCCACAAAAGAGGCAGAAUCCAGUUCGCAAAAUUUAAACGAACAGGUAGACGAUGAGGUUUCACACUACCAAGUGUUGGGUGUGGCACCGGAUGCCACGCAUGAGGAAAUUCGAAAAGCCUACCAAUCGUUGGCUUUGCGUUACCACCCUGAUAAAAUGCGCUCCAGCAGCAGCAGCAGCAGGGCGCCAAUCGAGUUCAUUCGCAUUGACGAAGCAUGGAAGAUACUACGGGAUGCAGAGACCAGGCGCAUUUACGAUGCCGAAUUAAUGCAACGUACCUGCCGAGAGGAUUAUUUUGUAAAUGAAGUUCUAACAGCCAAAGAUUUCAACUACGAUCGAGACGAGGACCAUCGAUGUCGUAACUGUCGAUGCGGAGGUCUAUAUAUACUGCCUGAAGAUCUGAACAGCGGUGAAAGUUGUUAUAUCGCGUGCGACGAAUGCUCACUUGUGGUGCAAGUGAACGUUACUUGA